GGGUGGGGUUGUUCAGGGUAGCUAUGAGACCUGAGGCCAAUACUCAGAAGGUGGACAGAUUGGAAGACCCCUAAAACACAGAACAGAAAGCAGAAAUUAGCUGCAGUGAUUAGUGUUUGCUGUAGGGUGAGAUGUGACCAAUGUUCAAAUGGGAGACUGGAACUCGCUAGGAAAACUACUUGAGAAAGCACAAGAACAUUCCACCGUUGUGGGUAAAGUCUGGUUGACAGUACUAUUCAUUUUCCGAAUUCUUGUCUUAGGAUCAGCAGCAGAAAAAGUUUGGGGAGAUGAGCAGUCCGGCUUUACCUGCGACACCAAACAACCUGGUUGUCAGAACGUGUGCUAUGACAAAACAUUCCCCAUUUCGCACAUUCGCUUUUGGAUACUUCAGAUUAUUUUUGUAUCAACACCAACUCUCAUUUACCUCGGACAUAUUCUACACCUUGUACGAUUAGAAGAAAAGCAGAAACAAAAGGAAAAGUUGCGCCAAAGCAAGGGAAGCCCUCAGAGUGACAAACAGCUACUCAUUGAUCCAAUAAAUCCCUCAAAACAACCCCUCAAAGAUGAAAUGGGAAAAGUGCAUUUGCGAGGAGCACUUCUACGUACAUACAUUUUUAAUGUGCUCUUCAAAACUUUGUUUGAGGUAGGAUUCAUAGUGGCACAGUAUUUUCUGUAUGGAUUUCAGCUGCAGCCACUUUAUACGUGUAGUCGGUGGCCUUGUCCUAACACUGUGAACUGCUACAUUUCGCGUCCUACAGAAAAGACAAUAUUCAUUCUUUUCAUGUUGGCUGUAGCAUGCUUGUCUCUGCUGCUUAACUUGAUUGAGAUUUACUAUCUGGGGUUCACAAAAUGCAGACAGGGCCUAUCUGGCUCACAUUACCAGUCAGUACCCAAACUUCCAACAAAGACCGGAAGUAUUUCUCAUACCCACAUUAUUCCACAUUAUCCCCACUAUUCUCCAUCAGAGAAAGGAUCCAGUUUUAGUCCAUCUCUGCCAUUUCCCCUCUCUUCUAAUAAGAAUACAACAUCUGCAAUAGACAGCAGCCAGGCUGCAAGAAAGCAGAACCAAGAGAACCAGGCUGUUGAACGCAAUGGGAUUCCAGAGAUGAAUGUAGCAUUAGAGAGUGGAAGUGAAUUGGAUCAUAAUGAACAGCAGAGGAUACAAAGCAGAAACAGCAGACAGAGCAGCACCAGGUCAAGGCCUGGAGCGCUUGCAGUGUGAUGGAGUGUAUAGGGGGGAAUGAAAAGAUAAAGGACAGCAAAAAAUGACAGAUCAUGACAUAGUCUGACUUUAAUAAUAUAUGGAACAGUGAGUAAGCAUGCCUGUGUACAAAUUUCUUAAUAUUUAAAUAUUUAAUAAAUAUUUUAGCUGAAGUGACUUU
Molecule: messenger RNA, 1382 nt
Organism: Hyla sarda
Lineage: Eukaryota; Metazoa; Chordata; Amphibia; Anura; Hylidae
Product: gap junction alpha-3 protein-like
Exons: 2
Coding region: 149-1222 (357 amino acids)
Biological process (GO): cell communication
Cellular component (GO): connexin complex
Source: RefSeq, a predicted model, not a curated record